AUGGCUCAACAGAUGCACCUUCCGGCAUCUUUUGAGCUCGCAUUCAGAAGGUUGAAGGAUCAGAUCGAUGAAGAUGAUGCACGCACCUUUCACUCAACGACGAUGAAAGAUGUCUGGGAUGCGGCCAAGCACAUUGAGCGUCAGCUCGAACAACGAAGGUCUUUGAGAGGAUUCAACCGGAUUCGGCCCUUCCUUACUGGGAUUGAGCAGUACUCAAAUGUAGUAGCAGUUCUUUGCAACCAGACACCAUAUCUUCCCUUUCUGUGGGCGCCGAUAAAAUUGUUUCUGCAGGUAGCACUUGGGUAUAUAUCAGCGCUCGAAAGUCUGAUUGACGCUUAUGCCAUGAUUGGAGAUGCUAUGCCUCGCUUUGAUAGAUUGUCUGCAGCGUUGAGAGAUGAGCCCGCAUUCCAGCACGUGAUUGGGCUUUUCUACGCCGACAUUCUGGAAUUCCAUCGACGAGCAUACAAGUUCUUCCGUAGACGUGCUUGGACCAUGGUCUUCGGUUCGCUUUGGAAGACGUUCAAUUUCAGAUUUUUGGGAAUCCUUGAAAAUCUUCGAAAACAUCGAAAUCUCAUUGAUUCCGAAGCCAAUGCGAUCAACAUUGCUGAAAGCAGAGCUUUCAGGACUUCGCAACUUGAUAUAAUAUCAUCUUGGCGCGCUCAGCGCGCAGAUGAGAUUGACAAAGAGGAGAGGAAUCGAUUAAAUACGCACAUACGAGAAACGAUGGCUUGGCUUGGGGCCACAGAGAUACCUGAAGACGUGUUAACAAGAAUUGGUAAAGGCAAAAGCGUAUUAUGUGCCAAAGUCAUUGAGAACAUUCAGGCUAAGGCAGGUAUGACGGUCGCUUUCUACUUCUGCCACCACAACCCACCUCCCAAUGCAAUUACGGAAGUCUUGGGAAGCAUCAGUACUCAACUAUUGGCCGCAAACACCAACCUGGCACCCUUUGUGUUGGAGACAUUUGCAAGCAAUGGCUUAAAGCCAUCAAGGAAAGCACUGAAAGAGAUUAUUAGCACAUUGUUAGAUUCUCUUGAGUCAGUUCGUCUUAUUGUUGAUGGCGUUGAUGAAUGGCCUCAAGACGAGGCAGCGGAAGUCAUUGACGAAUUAUUGAGUUUGAAAACUACCACUCGAUUCAAAAUACUCAUCGCAAGUAGGAGACUCUCUAUGAUAUCAGCCAAGCUGGGCGUCAAAGAGGCGAUGCGCUUAGAAGACCACGCCGAUGAUGUGAACGCGUCGAUCUCGGCGUUCGUUGGCUCGAGCCUGGGUCAACUACGUGAGAGAUUUAAUGGUAGUCUUGUUGAUGAGCUACAGCGGCAAAUCCUGGACAAAGCCAAUCUCAUGUUUCUUUGGGUGAAAUUGAUCUUGUUUACCGUUGAAAGCCUGCACUUCGAUCAGGAUCUACAGGAUAUAGUGGAGCAUUUCCCUGAAGGAUUAGAGGCAAUGUAA
Messenger RNA from Bacidia gigantensis, 1446 nucleotides. RefSeq lists its product as uncharacterized. The transcript is spliced from 2 exons. The record is from RefSeq and is a predicted model, not a curated record. NCBI's taxonomy places the organism in Eukaryota, Fungi, Ascomycota, Lecanoromycetes, Lecanorales, Ramalinaceae. The coding region runs from base 1 to 1446 and encodes 481 amino acids.